This is a messenger RNA of Cadophora gregata, 3097 nucleotides long. RefSeq lists its product as uncharacterized. Bases 1 to 1566 code for a protein of 521 amino acids. The record is from RefSeq and is a predicted model, not a curated record. NCBI's taxonomy places the organism in Eukaryota, Fungi, Ascomycota, Leotiomycetes, Helotiales, Ploettnerulaceae. The transcript is spliced from 7 exons.
AUGCAUCUAAUAUCUCCCUCCUACCUCUUAGCAGCGACAUUGCUCUGCACAGCAGUCCUCGCAGGCCCCAAUCCAAAUCCUCCUCACCCAAAAUGCCGCUUCUCACCAACCUACACUCAAUCAUCAAUCCUCCGCAAUCCCAACGAUUUCAUCUCCUCCUUCCUCUACUGGGAAGGUAAAUUCCACGCCAACAAUGUCAGCUACAACACGCUGAACGGGAUGUCAUACGAUGGCACCCUCAUUGACCCAACCACAGGGCUCGCAACAGCUAAACAUCCUUUCAGCGCUGCGAGCAAAGAGUCGUUGCAAAUUAUGCUGUAUACACAUGCGUUGGCUGGUUCAAGGGACGCGGCAAGAUUCUUGUCUCCGGAUGAUGAAGGAAAAGCACCGGAGAUUGCAUUUGGAAUCAUGUCUUUGAAAUUGAAAACGUAUUUGAAGUUCAAUCAGACAUUUCCUGGAUUCGGUGGGUUCAUCCCGUGGUUCUUGGGUGAUGAGACAGAUAUCAAGCCGACGAAUGAUUGGGUGAAUCGAGUUCCAGCACUUGACAAUGGCGAACUAAUUUGGGCGGUAUAUGGCCUGGUACAGGUUCUGGAGUCGAGCCACGACCAGAGGUACAGAGCACUCGCAAAGAGCUGGCAGGGUUGGCUUGACUACACCAAGUCAACAGUGGCCAAGGUCUUCUAUGACGGUGGUGGUAGAGUCUGCGCUGUAACAACACUCAACCAGGCACUACAAGUCGAUGAUCCACGGCAGAACUACAGUUGUGAAGGAACCGGCACAUUGAACGACCCAUAUGAAGGCGAAUUGUUCACCUGGUGGUUGAAUUUCUUUGGUGGAUUAUCUCGAAGAGACAAAGCCCUUCUCUGGGAAGUCAAACGGCCCCAGCUUGUAAGUGUAGAGUACAACAUGGGAGGGGUUGGCCCUAUAACUGUACCGAAAGGCUUUUGGUUCUCAAGUCAUGAACAGUGGAAGAUACUUGAGAUGCCGUACACCGACGUUGACCUAGUGAAGCGACUCUUCUACAACGCCGAACGAGUAAGAACUUGCAACUCUGUCGUAACCGGGGUCCCAGGCCUCUACGCCUCAGUAAACAACUCCACCGAUCCAGUAACUGGAGAAAUAAUCGGAUACAUCUCCGCCGCCGGCAUCCCUUCGAUAUCCAAUCAAACGGACCAGGAACUCGACGUGAUUACGCCAUAUGGAAGUUUCCCCACUGUAUAUUUCGAUAAAGGUGUUGGAAUGGCAUGGUGGAAGAAUAUGGCUGAUGGGAAGAAGAUGCAGAAUCCGUAUGGAAGUAGUGAGUCCGCAAGAAUCGAUGGAACUGCUACUUCGUCUUUUGUUUCAUGGGAUAGUAAGAUCACAACUGUGAUUGCUGUUCUUAAUGGUAUUGGGGACUUUGUUCGUGAGAAGAUGAAGCAAGAUGGUAUCUAUAAAGAUUUCAUCUCAGUAAAUCAGCGAGAAUAUGGUGCCGUGUUCAAGAACCUGAAAGGGGAGCAGGUGAAGCUGUGCCUUCCGAACAGGAAGAUUCCCGACCGGGGCCUAAAAGAUUACACGAACUGUAGAUGAGCGCUGCCUUAGUCGUCAGUUCUAGUGAAUAGUUUUCCACUGUGAAUUCGUCCAAGCGAUGGCAUCAUGCUGUGCAUCACACAACAGCAAAUCAUGGCAGCUAGAGAUCUUGCACCACGCGAAUAAUCCAGGUGAUGUCUCGCAGAAGCUUCCAGUUUAUUUUUGUUCUUAAGCUCUUUGUUUGUGCCUCUUUAGGUCCAGCCCCGAAAGGCGUCCAUAGAGGUCCUUGAUCUUCUCCUCAAACAAAGCUUUCAGACCAUGUGCUUCCUUCCGCUCACCUCCGAUAUGAUAUGGGCGUAUACGAUCACACAAAGCCUGCACAGAAAGGCCACUCAUCAUACGAACCACAUCAUCAAAUGAUACCCUUCCGUACGGCAUUUCAGGCGCCGGGUACAGUCCGGCUAUGGAAGCGCUCUUCAAGAGAGACCCCAGAAGCAUGGAAUCACAUGUACUGCUGAGGUUCUUGUCAUCAGUUCGUGGACAGAGAGUUUCUUGGCAAUUCUGGUACCGAUGAAUGGUCUGGGAUAUCAGGGUGUAGCACUCAUAGAGUGCAUCUCCCCUCCGCUUCAUGAGCGUAUCUGCAUUAUUUCAAUCAAAAAGCCCAGCCAUUCCGAUGCCCCUGAACGGGUUUGUUAAGUACCCAUAAUCGUACUCGGAACUGAAUACAUCCCCACAACUUCAUUGUUCAACUCCGAAUAUCCGGCACGCUCAACCAAGCAAGUCAUAGCCUUGAACUCCUCCGACUUGCCGAAGACCCAUGCGAUUUCCAUCCACCUGAAAAUAAGCUUCUCGUCUUCAGCCUUGAUAUAUUCUGUUGGCAGUUUAGGUUUGAGCCGAUUGAUCCAUGUAUCCGAGUAUGAUUCCAGAGCUUCUACCAUCUGGUAUUUGUCCGCCAAAACAGCAAUUGAAGCUAGGGUCUUCAAGCUGACCUUCCGAGGAACUCUCCUAUUUAGGCCGUGUACGACAUCGAGCAGGAUUCGCAUUGCCCGAGGAUCGUCAUCUGGGAGAGGCACCUGUACACUGCCCUCUGCACCGAGGGUAUGCCCUUCUUUGAACCCCUCAUGCCGUAACAUUGCCCUGAAAACAGGACUUGCUAGAGCCAUAUGCCGUGAAGAGACCAGCAUAUCAAUGGCCGCUUCGCCCGGCAGACUUUUUUCGUCCUUGUCUGGGUCCUGCUCUUGUGCUCCGCUUGCAGGCGUCGUAGAUGACCCUCCAGUCCUCUGCUUAUCUUUCCCCAUGUUCACUAGCAUCAUCUGAAAUACAUCUUCAGAUUCAGACCCUUCCGAAACGUCAUCAUUGGCUGCAUCAUGUGCGAAUUCGGGUUCCAAGGGUGAAUCGAGGUCAAUUGAAUAAUCCUUCUCUUGCCGUUCCCGCCGAAUCUUUGCUUUUUUUCUUCGCGGGUUGAGAAAGCAGCUGUAGGAGAAGAUCACCGUCAGGGUCGAAAGUGUGUUUCUCGGCAGGCAUUUUUGCUUUUCGGUCGAAUUCGUAGAGGAAGAUGAUGUAAACUGUCGCGUUCGAGGAAUUGUCGUUG